Molecule: messenger RNA, 7158 nt
Organism: Kuraishia capsulata CBS 1993
Lineage: Eukaryota; Fungi; Ascomycota; Pichiomycetes; Pichiales; Pichiaceae
Exons: 1
Coding region: 1-7158 (2385 amino acids)
Biological process (GO): phosphorelay signal transduction system; protein phosphorylation
Molecular function (GO): ATP binding; phosphorelay sensor kinase activity; protein binding
Source: RefSeq, a predicted model, not a curated record
AUGUCGUUCCUCAAAUUGACCGGAAAGGAAACCACAAAACCAACGUUUGUUCCGGUUCCCACAUCGUUGCUUGAUGCCGCGGACGUGGUCUCGGACGACUUGUGUUCGUACAUGUCGCCUCUUGCGGGCACUGAUAUGGCCUCGGACUAUCUUGAUAGUCCACAGGGAAUGUCAUCACCUCAUAUAUCAGACGCUAUUGGUAUGAUUGGACCCAUGGUGGCCGUUCCACCUUCGACAGCCAUUCCGAAUGUUGUGGAUCUUAAGGGAUUUUCGAUGGAAAGCGGCAUGCACAACCCUCUGAGCGACAAGGACAAUAUCAAUGUGUUUUUUAACGAGGCAGACUUGAAUACUUUGCUGGUGCGAAAAACUACAGAUGAGACUUUGAUAGAGGAGCUCAAUGCUUGGAAUCUCGAAGGGUACGUUAAGAAAGACUCUAUACCAGGUUAUGUGUUAGAGAAACGAUUACCAGAGACCAAAAAAGGAUUCAUCGGUGCCUAUAUGGGAUUUGAAAUUACCACUAGGAGAAAAAUGCUUAUAUAUUUCACACCAGCAGCUUCUCUGGGAAGUAUUGCUAGACUGAUUAACCAUUGGUAUGUAUGUUCGGAGCAUUGUCAUGGACUUGAGGCAGUUGAACAUAUGCUUGAUGGAGAACUCUACAGCCCGUCUUGUGAUAUUCAAGGAUCGACUUUAGCUGGAAUGAAAGGCGUUUUAUCUAUUGACAACUUAGUGUUUCUUCCUGAGUCAAAGGGACUGGCGCUCAUAGCUGUGGACCCAACCGAAGGAAGAGCGACUACUCUGGCGACAGUUUUACCGAUUGUGGAUAAAAACAUUGGAGAAAUGGGUUCUGGAACUGGAUUGGCAGUACAUGCAGAUUAUAAACACUCCCUGAUUCCACGUUCUCGUGGGGAUGUGGUCAUGGUUCUGAGGUAUGGCUUGAAAGUGUUGGAGGUGAUCAAUAAUGUUCACAUUCGGGGCUUCACUCACAACGGAUUAAUUCCAACCAAGAUAUAUAUCGAUAAAGAUGACAAUAUCCAAAUAGGAGGCUGGGAUUUUGCAUUUUCUUUGAGGUCAGAGCAUUUGAAGAAUCCGUUCAGAGCAGGAAACAGAAAACAAACAAGUGACUGGAUCCCUUACAUGUCUCCGGAAAGCACAUCGGAAAUGAACAGACCCAUGGAUUUCAGAUCUGAUUUCUACUCUUUUGGAGUUAUUCUUUAUGAGCUGCUGGUCAGUCGUUUACCGUUUUUUACUGAUGAUGUAUCACGCAUAAGCAUCAUGCACGUCCUGCAGAAGCCCACCAUUCCUGAUGCCGCCUAUGAGUGGAUCCCACCUAAUUUGCGGAACAUAGUGUUGGCUUUGCUGGAGAAAGAACCUGAUGGUAGAUACCAAAGUGCCAGUAUAAUAAUGAGAGAUCUCAACAAAGUUCUCAGAGAAAUAUCCCCUUCUGAUGCCUUCCAGGAGAUUCCUGAUCCGUUGCCGGCUUACAAGUUUCGGUUCCCUAGACGGACAUAUGGACGUGAAGACGAUAUAAACAGAGUUACCGAGCUGCUAUAUGGCAGCGAGAAAGCAGCUUCAGCUAUAAUGUUAACAGGUCCAAGGGGAGUCGGCAAGUCAAGAAUGCUGCUGGAUUUGAAAUCAAUUGUCAUAGGCAAAAACGAGUUUUAUGCUUAUUGGAGAUCAGACAAGUUCCAACAGACAGGAUCUGUGUAUACGUCCCCCAUCUAUGUGUUGAGACAGGUUAUUCACCAGAUAAUGGGCUCGAACAGAACAAACAUUGCCAAGUGGAGAUCUGCUCUUGUGAACAAUAUCAAAAUCGACAUGUCCAUCAUGUUCAAUGUGAUCCCGGAACUGAAGGAGCUUUUGGGAAAACGCUACCUUGAAACACUACCGGACUCUAAGAAGCUGUUGCGAAGCGAGUACUUAUCUUUACAGCUUGAGUCUACUUACAAGCAUACUAUCAAGUGUAUGUUUGGACUUUUUUCCAAAAAAGGGCUGACCGUAUGUUUUGAUGAUAUACACAGAGCAACGCCGGGAGAGUACAUGAUAGUGGAGGAGAUCUAUCAAUUUGUGUCUUCAGAAUACGCACCCACUGAGGCAAAGCUAGUACUGGUUGGCUCGUAUGAGACCAACAACGAGCAGUACAAGUUCUACAGAGACUCUACUCCCUUUGAAGUCUUUACGAAUUCUUUCAUAGAGUACGAAAUCAUCCCAUUGGAUAAUCUGGGGAUGGAUUCGCUGAAAGAGUAUGCUGCAAACUGCAUUCAGGAAGCGCAUGUCAGCAAGACGAAUAAAGCAAUUGCCAAGGAUUCGUAUGUUGUGACUGGCUCUAAAGAUGUUUUUGUUGAUUUCAUGUUGCGACUCCUGCCUCAGUACGAAGACCCUUCGGUGAAGCUGAUGAGUGACAUCCUCAUGAGAUACACCAAUGGUAAUCCAUUGAUGGUGGAAAUUACUACAAGAGCAAUGCUAGUGAACAGGAUAUUGAGGAUGCCUGCUCCUGAUAUAUCUGACAGUCACACAGUCAAAAUGACUCAGUUGAAAGUCGACAAAGAAGUCUUGAAUAAGGUAUCACUGCCAUCGAGCGCUUCAAAUCUCUUCGAAAGAUCGUUUAAACCUCGUAAUGACACCACGACAUUGAGAUACGCAGCUUGUAUUUCCGGUGGAAUGAUAUUCUCAUUGGCUGAUUUGGUUACUGUUAGCCAGAAAUCUCUGGGAGACGUUUGCAGUGACUUGAAUGUCGCCAUGUCAUGGGGAGCCAUAUCGGCCAACACAAUAUUUUACAAGUUUCCGUUUCAUCUUGUUGGAGAUGAAAGGUUUGCAGUUGAUUUUACAGCGGAAGAUGUUCAAUUUAUGGCUACUGCUGCAACCUUUCAAUUUGUUCAUGAAAGUUUCCAGGAUAUCAUUUUAGAGGAUCUGAAUAAAACUGGCAAUCUACGGACAUACCAACGACUGUGUGGCCUGAGGUUAUACGAAUCGCUGUCAAAUCGGUCUGUGACUGCGAGUACAUAUUUUGAGCUGGCUCAAUUUUUUAUGGCAUCUUAUGAAAUUGCCAAAGAUGAAGAUAUCCCAAUCUAUGUUGAUGUGAUGACCACAGCAGGCUGGUUUGCAUAUGGUGGCUACGACUUCGAGCUGGCUCUGAGAUACUUCGAAAGUGCCAAAAAGCUUCUACAGAAAGAUAAAGAUUCUGACUUGUUGAAGAGACUCAACAUCAUUGUUUUUCAAGUUUUGUUUGCUUAUGGACAGUAUGAGAAGGGCCUGAAGCUGGUGGAUAGUCUGGUUCAAGACUACAAUGAUCCAAUUGACAGGACUCAAUUUCUCCAUUGCAAACUACGUUCACUUGUCAGACUUGGACGUCUGGAAGAAAGCUUCAAGAUUGGACUGGAAGCUCUUGAGCUUUUGGGAAGUGAGAUUCAUGAUGAUGAGAAGUGGUGCGAGGAAUAUGUCAUGGGCACACUCGUUCCCUCGCUACCUCGUUCAUUCAGUGAAAUCAGGAGACUAGGAAUGUUACCUCCCCUUACUGACAAAAAGGUGUAUUUUCACCAGUUGAUAAUGAACGAGAUUUUAACCGUCGGAUUUCAAAUCGGUAAGCUGUGGUUUGGAGGGGCUAUUUUGACGUUAUCAGUGAAGAAACUGAGUGAUUAUGGUCGUUCGGAGUGCUUUGCUUCCAUGAUUUCAAUUUAUGCUUCUUACGUAGCAUUGGAAAACCACAACCUUGGGUUAUUGCGUGCUCUUGAAUAUGAGAAAUUGGCCUUCAGAUUGCUCAAUCAGGCUCCAGCCAAUGAUGCAGUUCAAGUGUACAGAUGCUUCUGCUUCACUAUCGGACUUUUGGUAGAACCUGUUGUGGAUAUUUUAAGAUAUUCUGAGGUUUUCGUCUCUUCUGCAAGUCUGCCAUUCAACAGCAUCAGCAACAGCAACCGAUUUUCUGACUAUGGUUUCAAGACCAUCUGCUGGUUUUCAAUGGGGGUUUCUUUGACGGAAAUACUCCAGAAACUAGAAAACACACGGUUCAUGGGCCCAAAGGGACUGGAAAACAGCAAGUGUGCUGCUUCGUCACUGUGCUCCACGGCUGUGAAGAUUUUGAAAGGUGAAGUUCCAUUUGAGAGAUUUGACGAGGAUGCGUUUGGCGUCAGGAGGGAAUGGUUUGUGGACUUCGUCGAAGGAGUCCAUAUUCCAGACAUGAGAAGAGGAUUCUACACUUUCAGACUUAUGCUGGCAUCUGUUUUGGGAAAACAUGCACUUGCGGUAGAAAUAUUGAAAGAGAAGGUCAAGGCUUAUACACCAGAUCUUCCAGUAACGUUCCUCACUCCAAUCGUUACAUUUUGGGGCUUAUUGUCAUUGAUAAAAGCGGAUGCAAAUGAUUCGGUUGCUACAGAGCUGUCUAGCAGUUUUCGUCUCGACCUCAAAACGUUUUCGAAGUUCAACCCUUCUGCGUUUCUUUCCAAGCAUUUGCUGGUCACUGCCCUUGUCAGAGCCAAAGAGGAAACUUCCAGUCAGAUGGAGAUCCUUGAUCUCUUUGAAGCCUCUGUAUCAGCUGCAGUCAAGUAUAAUAAACUAUACGAUCAUGCUUUGGCCUGUGAAGAGGCCGGGCGCUGGCUUCUUACUGCAGACAGCAGAAUCCGUGCCGCAAAGUUUUUCAGAGAGGCCAUUAAAUUGUACACUGAAUGGGAUUCCCAGAUCAAAGUGGAUCAGUUGUUAACCGAAUAUGGCUCUUUGUUGAAGGAGAGUGAUUGGGCAGGUGUGGGAAUGGUGGGCUUGACCUUCAAACCCUCUACCUCCUCUUCACCCAUUAAUCAGCUCCGCCAUGAAAGCUUCUCUUCUGGCUCUGAAGCAGAUAAGAGCAGGAGAGGGUCCCUUAACAGGAACUUUAAAUUUACCGAAACAGGCUGGAUAUACCGCGAGAAUGAUGUUUAUGACACGGAAGAUGACUACGAGAGAGAUCCAACUGAUGCGGAGUACAUAUGCACGCCUGCAGCUCCGCACUCCGAGUCUUCCAAUGAUGCAUUCAGCACAGUGAGCAUGACCCUGGCCAUUAAAUCGUGUAUCGAUAUUUCUGAAUCUACAGAUCCUCGAUUAAUCGUGGCAAAGGCUCUAGAAAGCAUAACCACAAUUACCGGGUCUAAAUUUGGUGCUAUAGUCUUCGUUGGUGAGAGUGGUAAGAGGUACUUGGAAGCAGUUUUCACCGCUGAUGCGGGACUCAAGUUUUUCGAUAGGGAUCCAAUAUCCUCAAAGUCAGACAUUUGUCCGGUAAAUCUGCUCAAUGACUGUAUCAGACAAAAUAAGGUCAUCAACAGAGAAGAGGACAAGUUAUUUUUCGAUGGCCAUUACUCUGACAAUGAUCCAUACUUUGAAGAUAAUAGAGUUCGCUCUGCUCUCUGUUUCCCAAUCAGAAGCCAGAUGGAUGUGAUUGGAGCCAUUUAUCUGGAAGCCGAGCCAGUAUCCAGCAUGGUCAAGUAUGAUUCGCAGAAUACGGAUAUUGUUGGGCUGUUGUGCUCGCAAGCUGCAGUCUCCUUGGGUCAAGCCCAAUUAUACAAUCAGAUGUUCGUAGCGAAAAAGGCCGCUGAAGAUGCCACUUCUGAGAAAGAUAGUUUUCUGGCCAAUAUGUCACAUGAAAUUCGCACUCCGUUCAACUCAUUACUGUCUUGUGCUAUAUUCCUAUUGGAUACCAGUCUGACGGAGUUGCAGAGAGAAUAUGUCGAAACGAUUAAGAGCUCUGCCAUGGUAACUCUCAACAUUAUCGAUGGAAUUCUCGGAUUCUCAAAAAUUGAACAUGGCUCAAUAAUGCUGGAAGAUGAGCCUUUCUCUGUCAUAUCAUGCGUUGAAAGCGCAGUUCAGCUGCUCUCUGAGCAAGCCGCUUCCAAAGGAUUGGAGAUUGUGUACUGCAAUCGCUGCGGUGAUGUGGACAUGAUUAAAGGAGACAUAACUCGAUUCAGACAGAUAGUCAUAAAUCUGAUUGGAAAUGCUGUGAAGUUUACAACGGAGGGUUAUGUGCUAAUAGAAACCACCUGUCGUAUCGUGGGAACUGAGGGUCGCUAUGAGUUCAGCAUCUCCGUGCAGGAUACCGGGGUUGGAAUCCCUGCCAAUUCGCAUGAGAAAGUGUUUGGUAUGUUCAGUCAAGUUGAUGGGUCUUCCAGGAGAGUCCACGGCGGUGCUGGUCUGGGAUUGGCAAUCUCCAAGCGUCUGGCAAAUCUCAUGGGCGGUAAUCUCACUUUUGAGAGCGUUGAAGGCAGAGGCUCGACCUUUUGGUUCACCUUUGCAGCCAAUAUUGUCCCCGUGGAGCAAACAACGUAUCCUCAAUUUCAGGAUAAAAAGAUCUUGAUUGUUGGCGAAAAUAAACUUGGAAGGACUGCUUUGAAGGAGGAGAUAGAACGUUUAGGGUUUAGGGUUACCGUUUGCGAUUCGUUCAGUGGUAUGGAAAUUCUUAGCAAAGAUGGAGGUUUUGAGUUUGUAUUCAUCAACAUGCAUCUUUUAGUUGAUCGCUAUGAUGCCUGCUCGAAACUGAAGACAAAAAACCCGCAGACUACAUUCAUCCUCACCGCCCAGUUUGGUGUUUCCUUCCCGCAUGAGCUGAGCAGUACCGGAAUCUCCUCGAUUUUACUGAUUCCAUUCAAGAGAUCGAAAUUGCUCCAAAUACUGGAAGCUGAAUACAAGAUUGGAUCCACAAUUGAGUCCAAUUCUGAGUCCAAGGCUGAUAGUGAAGCCUCCAUUGAGACCGGUUCCAAACGGCGCACAGGAGCUGGUUCUGCUGACUCCAACAUGGCCCAGAACCAUCCUCUCUCCAUUUUGGUCGCUGAGGACAAUUUGGUGAACACAAAGGUCGUUUUGCGGCAUCUUGAAAGAAAAGGCUACAUUGCAGACCAUGCUAAAGAUGGCCAAGAGGCAAUUAAAAAAUGUGCUGAAAAAGUUGAAUCUACAGGCUCUAACUACGACCUGAUCCUAAUGGACAUCCAAAUGCCGGUGAUGGAUGGGGUUACCGCCUCUCGAGAGCUCAGCAGAUUAUACGCACAAGACGAAAGAUUUUUGCCGAGGAUUGUGGCAUUGACUGCCAAUGUUGCAGGAGAGGAUAGAAACCGAUGUCUCGAGAGUGGCAUGGACGGGUUUCUCUCCAAGCCUCUGCUACCAGAUGAUCUGGCCGUAAUCUUAGAAACAACUUUCUCGAGAAGGUGA